AUGGGCAUGAACAUGUGGUAUCUGCCUCUGGAUAGACUUCGUCCUGACCCUCAGGCUCCGAUCUUCGUGAGCACCAACAUCCACGAGGCUUCUCGCGUGAUUAUCCUCAUCGGCAACCUUAUUGAAGACCUGGGUGUCUUCUCUUACCGAGAUAUCUGUGACGACGGAAUCGAAUUCGGCUCUGUCCUUCAGCUGGCAACCUGGGCUAUGUCCGGUGCAGAGCAAAACACUGCCUUGAUCUUGGCAAACCCUGGUAGCCAGAUCUGGCAAAACAGCCUUAAUGAGGCUGUGAACAUGGAGUCCUUUAAUGCACGUCCUCUUGUAUCUGCUGCGGCUAGAUCCCGGGCUAUUGCUCUUCGCAACGCCGUCCAGAUCAAGGAGUCUCUGUUCACUCACACCCAGCACAUCUUUGAGAGAUUGCUGUAUGCAAAGUUGAAGCUGGGCAGCAAGGUGGACGUCAUUGGCCUGUCCGAGGGUGGAUAUGCGGCCGUGAUGUACCUGAAGCAGAACUGGUCAUUCUGGCGGCCUCACAUUUCGACCAUCGCGCUGGCCAACCCAGAGCAGGUUGUGACUGUCGACUUUGAUGUCUCUGACUUGGGAAACCCCGAGUCAUUCCUCUCGUUCCUCAAGAACCGAGGACGUGGCUUCGUGCUUUCCAGUAAGGAACUGGGCGCCCGUGAGGUUGGACUGGGGACGCAUGGCGUGAACUGCUUCUCGGGCGGCGAAGACUAUCGCAUUACCCGGUUAGUCUCGAGCUCGAUCUCCCACAUUAUUAGCUGGCAGAACGUCAUGUACCUUAUCCCGACCAUGGUGGAACAGGUUGUUCUCGUCGACGGUGAACCUUAUCCUGAUGGUCAGGUCAUCCGGGGGAUGCUCGGCCUUGAUGUGUAUGAGAACUAUUCUGAGGAUCAGCCCCUGGACACCGCGUUGGGCGAAGUGCUCGAGGGCUUCGUCAACGGUUUAUUUACAGAGAUGGACCUUACCGACGCAGAAGAGAAUGAAGAAUCUCCCAAGGAUGAUCCGAAGAUGCUUGGUGCUGAGUCGUUCAAAGUGGUGGGGGUAGUUGACGAUGGUGAGUCUCGGGUCCCUGGGGAUCUGCGUGAGACGUUCUGUGGCAGCAACCACGUCAGGUACGAGGAAGGUGCCGGCACCACCGCCAGCGAGGGUGUGCCUCACGAAAAGAGAAAGAGUGAUGAGGACUCCGACAGCUCAGACAGUUCCUCUGAUUCAGAUGCUACGGUUACCGAGGAAACUGAGCGUACCAGCCGCAUGAGGUCCAGAUUUCACGAAGAAAUCGGGGUCAAUCGUGCAGCUCAGUUUGGGUUGACACCCCUGCCGAACAUCCGUGAGGAUUCCGGCGAAGAGUAG
Penicillium salamii is the source of this 1368-nucleotide messenger RNA. NCBI's taxonomy places the organism in Eukaryota, Fungi, Ascomycota, Eurotiomycetes, Eurotiales, Aspergillaceae. The record is from the annotation of a GenBank genome assembly.